This is a messenger RNA of Bufo bufo (common toad), 3769 nucleotides long. It is a transcript of the gene PDE3B, whose product is annotated as phosphodiesterase 3B. Gene Ontology annotation, biological process: signal transduction. The transcript has 16 exons. Gene Ontology annotation, molecular function: 3',5'-cyclic-AMP phosphodiesterase activity; protein kinase B binding. Lineage: Eukaryota; Metazoa; Chordata; Amphibia; Anura; Bufonidae. The coding region runs from base 139 to 3252 and encodes 1037 amino acids. Gene Ontology annotation, cellular component: membrane. The record is from RefSeq and is a predicted model, not a curated record.
GGGGAGGCGCUGUGGCGGCCGCUGGGAGGCGGCGGAGUUGUGGCUCUGGAGCUCAGUUCGGUGGCGCACGGGAUCCGGGGGCGCAGCAUGGGCAGCGGGACAUGAGGUUGCCCGAGGGCUGCAGGGUGAGGUCCCAGCAUGAAGCCGCCGGAGAGCCCGGACAGGAACGGCUACGUGCGGAGCUGCGUGACCCCGCUGAAGCCGGACCCCCCGGGCGCGGCGCUCGGGCUGCGGGCGCUGUGCGGGGCCGGGGCGCUGCUGGCGGCGGGGGGCUGCUCGGUGCUGGGCUGGGCGCCGUGUCUGCUGCAGGCGCUGAGCCCCCUCUUCAGCCUGGGCUGCGCCUUCUUCUUCCUCAGCCUGUACCUGGCGCGGGCGGGCGGCUCCGGGGCGCUCUGGCUGCUGGCGCUGCCCGUCUGCUGCUGCUGCUGCGGGGACGCCGUGCUGCUGCUGCCGGGCGCCGGCGAUGAGCUGCGGCUGCUGCUGGUGCUGGGCUCCGUGGGGCUGCUCAGCCUGUGGCGGGGGCUGAGGCUGCCGCACGCCGUCCUGCUGCUCCUCUUCUCCGGCCUGGUGUGGCUGGUGUCCCGGAGCAGCCUCAGCGCCCUGCCCCACGCGGUGAGAGCCCUGGGCGGCUGCCUGGUCGGGCUGGCCGGCUCGCUGCUGGCUCUGGGCUUCAGCAAUGGCUUCCACCUCCGAGAGGCGCCAGCGAGGAGCCCGGCGGCCAUGCUGGAGGACAAGGUGCCGGUGAUCAGGCCUCGGCGGAGGUCCAGCUGCGUGUCCCUGGGGGAGGCGAGCGGCUACUACGGCGGCAAGAUGUCCCGGAGACCGUCCCUGCCGUGCAUCUCGCGGGAGCAGAUGAUUCUCUGGGACUGGGACUUUAAACAGUGGUACAAACCCCAAUACCAGAACGCUGGUGGUGGGAACGGCGUGGACCUGUCUGUGCUGAACGAGGCGCGCAACAUGGUGUCGGAGCUGCUGGUGGAGCCGUCCCUGUCCCCGCAGGUGGUGUCCUCGCUCCGCAGCAUUAACAGCCUCAUGGGGGCGUUCUCGGGCUCCUGCAGACCCAAAGUCAACCCCUUCACCCCCUUCCCCGGAUUCUACCCCUGCGCGGAGGUGGACGACGCCAUGGACAGAGGCGAGCGCAAGUUCCACAAGGGGCUGAACAGCCGCAGCAGCCUACCCACCCCUCAGCUUCGCCGCAGCUCCGGGGCUUCUAGUCUGCCGCCCAUGGAGCUGUCGGCUUCCAGGUGGGAGAGAAGUAACGGGAAGAGAUCUCAUCAGGAUUACAACGCCUCCAGUCAAGGAUCUUAUCCGAAUGGGCCCUUCAGCGCCAACCUGCUGACAAUACCAAAGCAGAGGUCGUCGUCUGUGACUCUGACCCCCCACCUGGGCUCCAGGAGAGCUGGUACUUCUCCCAGUCUGAGCCCGGUGAACUCGCCCAGUCACAGUUCCGCGUUCAGCCGCUCGCCUGUUGAGUUCCCAGACACUGCUGAUUUCCUCACAAAACCAAGUGUUACGUUACAUAAAUCUGUGGGUCACCCUUCAGGUUCUCAGGACUCCCCAUUCCGACCAUCCACAAGCCAUACGUGUCACAGUUGUGAUCACAAGAUUUUUAAAUCUACUUCAAACUCAGAAUCACCGGACGGCGGCGCAAAACCCUGUGCGGAGAGUCCUCUGCGGAGAUCAGGUGAAAAUUCCGGCGUCCAGGCUGAUCCUUUGCACUUACCGGACAGGACGCAGGAAAAACGACUGCAGGGCGACCGCAAGACACUGACUGAGGACGACGAGGAACCACCAGGACCAGCACGCUCCGACCGACGGUCAGAGAUCGAGGAGGAGUCGGCUCUGGAUUUGCUGAUCGAGGAUCAGGACGAGUUGUUGCAGAAAAUGGAUAAUUGGAAUUUUCCGAUCUUUGAUCUUAUGGAGAAGACGGGAGGAAAAUGUGGGCGGAUCCUGAGUCAGGUCUCCUUCACCUUGUUCCAUGAUACAAGUUUGUUUGAAAUCUUCAAAAUUCCUGAACGAAAAUUCAGAAAUUUCUUCCAGGCUUUAGAGAGCGGCUACCGGGACAUUCCAUACCAUAAUCGGACUCACGCCACGGACGUCCUGCAUGCGGUUUGGUUUCUCACCACGCGGCCGAUCCCUGGUUUCCAGGAGUUGUCCAGCGAUGAGGCAGAAUCGGACUGUGGUGUCAGUCACACAUACUUGUCCUCGAGAAGUUGUCAGAUCACAGAUGACAGUUAUGGCUGCUUGGCGGCGAACAUCCCGGCCCUGGAGCUGAUGGCUCUGUACGUGGCGGCUGCUAUGCACGAUUAUGACCACCCUGGUCGCACAAAUGCCUUUCUCGUGGCCACGAAUGCACCACAGGCCGUUCUGUAUAACGACAGAUCCGUUCUGGAGAAUCACCAUGCCGCCGCCGCCUGGAACCUCUUCCUCUCGCAGGCGGAUUACAACUUCCUGACGUAUCUGGACCACGUGCAGUUCAAGAGGUUCCGGUUCCUGGUGAUCGAGGCGAUCCUCGCCACCGACCUCAAAAAACACUUUGAUUUUCUGGCCGAGUUCAAUGCCAAGGUGAACGAUGUGAAUAGUAACGGCCUAGACUGGAGUAAUGAGAACGACCGGCUCCUGGUCUGCCAAGUGUGCAUCAAGCUGGCGGACAUUAACGGCCCGGCAAAAACCCGCGAGCUGCACCUGAAGUGGACGGAAGGCAUCGUCAAUGAGUUCUAUGAACAGGGGGAUGAGGAGGCGACUCUGGGAUUACCCAUCAGCCCCUUCAUGGACCGCUCCUCCCCACAGCUCGCCAAGCUCCAGGAGUCCUUCAUCACACACAUUGUGGGGCCCCUGUGUAACUCCUACGAUGCUGCCAGCCUGCUCCCCGGGAAGUGGGUAGACGAGGAUGACGAGGUGACGGAGAGUGAUGAUGAUGAAGAGGAGGAGGAGGAAGAUGGCGACGACCUGGACACAGAGGAUGAAGAAGUGGAAGAGAUCGGACAGAAGCUGAAAAGAAGGAAAGGGCGGCGGAUGUUCAGCGCCAUCAUGCAUCACCUGCGGGAGAACCACAAGGCGUGGAAGAAGGUUAUAGAGGAAGAGGAGAAAGCCAAGGUGGACGGUGGCAAAGCACAGCAGAGCGAGGGCUCCUCGAUGUCUCCUUCAGACGAGAUCCAGGUGAUCGAGGAGGCGGAUGAAGACGAGGAGCGGAUGUCUGCCGAGGAAGGGCUGAGAACUGUCCGCCAUGACUGUGAUGCUUCACCUACCUAGUAGGCCUGAUAACUGUGAGGACCCGGCUCUCCGGCGCCCCCUACUCUGCACUUUCACCACGUCUAGACGUUACCCAUUGUACGACUUGUGCCCUGAUUGGUAUCCUGGUACCAUUACCGAUGCUGCCUGGCGCUCCGCAACCACGGUACAGUCACCUAGAACGACCAAAGCCGCCGCGAGGCUGGAGCAGAAGACUCCGCUCCGGGUUCAUCCUCGUGCCUCGCCCAAGUUUUUGUGUUUUUUUUUUUUUAUUGUAGUUGGAACUGUGCCUGUGACAGAGCUACGGCGGCGUGGACUGAAGGUUACUUCAUGGUGCGGUCCUCCUAACCCGUGCGGCUCCGUCUGUCCCAAAGACUUAAACCACACAUUAUUCAGUUUUUUUAUGAUUGCGGACGCGUCGUUUUCUGAUGCCUUUUACGUGUAGAAUAGCGAUCAGCGAAUUUCCGCUUAUGAAAUUCAUUCAUACGUUUGUAGGCAAAAGGUGAAUUGCGUUAUGGAUUCCGUUACCAAGGACCAU